AUGAUGGACCAGUAUACACUUGGCGCCGAGGACCGAGCCUGCUUAAAGGAUCUACAGACGACCAACCCUCGGGAUGAUAAAUCCCGCAUUGAGGCCACCAAGGGUGGUCUAUUGAAGGACUCCUAUGCCUGGGCUCUCGGGGAUGAAAGAUUCCAAGAGUGGCACCGCAGAGAAAAAGGUGGAGGAAUUCUAUGGGUCCGAGGUGAUCCGGGAAAAGGCAAGACCAUGCUUUUAUGUGGGAUCAUCGAUGAGCUAUCGGCUAUGAAACAAGGAUCUAUGUCAUAUUUCUUCUGUCAAGCCACCGAUACACGAUUAAACUGCGCAACGGCCGUAUUGCGCGGAUUGAUCUACAUGCUCAUUGACCAGGAGCCAUCCCUCAUUUCUCAUGUUCGACAAAGAUACGAUGAGUCUGGAAAGCAACUUUUUGAAAAUCCAAACGCAUGGCAUGCACUGUCAGCAAUAUUUGUCGAGAUGCUGGGGCAUAUUGAUGACCCAUGCUUGAUUAUCGACGCUCUAGAUGAAUGCACGGCCGAUCUUUCCUCACUGCUGGAUCUUAUCGUUCAAGUUUCAUCAACCCAUCCUCAUGUGAAAUGGGUUAUCUCAAGUCGAAACUGGCCAGAGAUAAAAGAAAAAAUGAUCAUGAUUCCAAAAAAGAAAAGGAUCACCCUGGAGAUAAAUGAAAGCUCCGUAUCUGAGGCAGUCAAAAUCUUCAUUUACGACAGAGUCCAACAAUUGGCCAAGCUCAAGAAAUACAGUCAGCAGAUUUUUGAUGCUGUACAUUCUUAUUUGUUAUCGAAUGCUCAAGGAACCUUUUUGUGGGUCGCGUUAGUAUGUGAGAAGCUCGCCGGCAUAUCUCGCAUGCGGACUAUUGAAAAGCUCACUGCCUUCCCACCCGGGCUCGAUGCGCUGUAUGGAAGGAUGAUGCAGCAGGUUUGCGAGCACGAGGAAGCGCUUCUUUGCAAAGAUAUUCUUGGCCUGGUGGCUAUAACCCACAGGCCUAUUACCAUCCAUGAGCUGACAACUUUCGUUGAUGUUCCUGAACAAGCUUUGGAAGAUGGGUAUGAGUCGCUGAAGGAGAUUGUAGGCUACUGUGGGUCGUUUCUGACUAUAUCUGGGAACAUCAUCCUCUUUGUUCACCAAUCUGCAAAAGACUAUUUGCUGGAAAAGGCCAACCUGGAUAUCUUGCCAUCUGGAUUAGUGGGCAAAAACAUCUUCAUUCUUGAAAAGUCUCUUGACAUAAUGGACAAGAAACUUCGACGAGACAUGCUCACUACUGAAAAUACACACAGAGGCAUUGAACCAGUACAUGGCAAAGUCCUACCUUUUGAUCCUCUCUCAACGUUUCGAUAUUCGUGCGUCUACUGGAUUGAUCACUUGUUAUCCUGUAAUCAGGGGACGGCUAUUCGUGAUUAUUUUAAUCAUGGAGGGUUGGUGGAUCAGUUUCUUUCGAAUAAAUUUCUGUUCUGGCUUGAAGCUUUGAGUCAUCUGAGGAGCGUUUCAAAGGGACUUGAAGAUAUGCUGAAACUGGAGACUUUGGCCAAGGCAAGCUGA
Molecule: messenger RNA, 1551 nt
Organism: Penicillium verhagenii
Lineage: Eukaryota; Fungi; Ascomycota; Eurotiomycetes; Eurotiales; Aspergillaceae
Product: HET-domain-containing protein
Exons: 1
Coding region: 1-1551 (516 amino acids)
Source: RefSeq, a predicted model, not a curated record